CUUGUGUUCACGUGUACACUAGCUGUUGUAAACAAAAUCGCAAUAUUCGGUUCAGAAUACGGAUUUUGUAAUUUCAGUAAUUAAAAAAAAAAAAAAAAAAAAAACUAAUGAAAGAGAAAUUUGCAUCCAAGCAUAAAAUUUAUUUUAGCCUAUAAAUAUAAAGUGUUAAGUCUCUUACAUAUUGAGAUUUCGAAGUACAUUCUAGUUACCUGAAGAACCAAAACUAAAAGUUUUUUACUUUUUAAUAUUCACAAUAUGACUAAUGAACAGGAUAUUCCUAUUGAUAUACAUCUAAACAAAUUACUUGAUUGGCUGGUUAGUCGUAGAAUUUGUCCAAGUGAUUGGCAAAAGAAUGUACUAGUUGUUCGUCAGAAUAUUAACAAUGCCAUUCAAGAUAUGCCAGCUGUGGAUGAAAUAGCUAAUUUAUUAGCUGGAACAUAUAUCAAUUACUUUCAUUGCCUCAGAAUUGUAGAACUUCUCAAGGAAACUGAAUCUUCCACAAAAAAUAUAUUUGGACAGUAUUCAUCUCAAAGAAUGAAGGAUUGGGUAGAAAUAGUGAAAUUGUAUGAAAAGGAUAAUAUUUAUUUAGCUGAAGCAGCACAGUUACUGGUUCGAAAUAUUAUGUACGAGUUACCAUCAUUGAAAAGACAAUUGACGAAAUGCAAGCAGCUACAAGAUGAAAGUGCAAAGAAGGAGUUAGAUUACGCAAAAAAUGAGCAUGCUAUGAGAGAAAAUUAUGCAGCAUCCUGUAAACAAAUAGGAAUUGAGGGUAAAAAUGUCAAAAAAGAAUUGCUGUCUUUGUUAGAUGAAUUACCAGAAGCACUUGGAUCGGUUGCUGUUUCUUCAAAAAAAUUAGCUCUUGUUCGAAAUUAUUAUGUAUCUUUUCUAAAGUUUACUCUCAACAGGGAUGUGGAGAAUACUUGCCUUCCUGUCUUAAAGCAUAUCAUUGAAAAGGGUAAUACCACUACUUUUGAGUGGAGAACUGGUGAACCACCUGAUGUGGUUGAAGUCACAACUCCUGUCAUUCCUUUAGAUGUUGAAUCGGGAAGUACUGAAGCACCAGAUGACCAGGUCUGAUUUGCAAUGCAUUUC
Stegodyphus dumicola is the source of this 1092-nucleotide messenger RNA. RefSeq names its product CDK5 regulatory subunit-associated protein 3. Lineage: Eukaryota; Metazoa; Arthropoda; Arachnida; Araneae; Eresidae. The record is from RefSeq and is a predicted model, not a curated record. Gene Ontology annotation, cellular component: endomembrane system. Gene Ontology annotation, biological process: regulation of mitotic cell cycle.